AUGUGGAGAUGUACUAAGGGUUACCCUUGCAAGGCUCGCUUCAAAGCCGCUUACACCGGCGAAGUCAUCAGGGUCACUACAUUCCAGCACACGCACCCACCACCUUCAAUCAUCAUAAAUAACGGGGUCUUAUUAAAGGUCCCCAAAGAUACACUUCUAUAUCUGUACAACCAAGCUGGUAGACCGACAGCACUUCUCUACGGAUACAGUUAUUAUUACAAUGGAAACAGAAAGAAAACUGAUGUAUGGAGAUGCACGAAGACUUCCAAAUGCAGUGCGAGCUUCGUCACCACAAAGGAUAGGAAGAUAUUGAGGUGGAACAUAGCAUACUUCGUACAUAAUAUAAACGGGAAGGAGCUGGCUAUAGUUCGCGGGCACUCCUUUUAUUGUGGUAGCCGUGGUGCUAAGACCGCUAUAUGGAGGUGUACGAGGUGGGGCCAGUGCAGAGCCAGGUUCAUCAUGAACGUCCAAGGAAAAGUGGUGACGUCACACCUGGAACACAACCAUAGGCCUCCCAUGUUUGUUAUACGCGAAGUGACGUGUGUCCAGAAUCCCCUCGGGAAGCCAGUGGCUAUAUUCAAUGGCUUCACAUAUUACAGUUCGUUCCGCAGCAAGUUGGUGUUAUCCUGGCGUUGUACUCGCGGUUCUCCGUGUAAAGCUAGAAUAUCCACCACCCCGGAGUACAAAAUCAUCAGAGGUAGAGAGGUUCUUAUAAUAGAUGGAUAUGCGUUCCGACUGAUGAGGAGACACAUUGCCACGGACUACUACUGGUGUGCUAAAGGAAAUAAAUGCACUUCCAAAGUCGUGGUCUCCAAGGGAAAGGAAAUCGUGAAGGCUAAUGUGAAACACAAUCACGCUCCAAUGAAAUAUAUCAUAAGUGUAUCAAUUUUUAAGAAUAAUAUGGGUAAAGAUGUCGCAGUGGUGGAUAAUUUCACAUAUUAUUGUGGGAGUCGCAGCGAGAACACAGUGUCGUGGCGAUGCAGUUACUCUAAAUGUAGAUCGAGGUUCCUGAUGACGUAUGACCACCAGAUGCUUAGAGGAACCUUCGAGCAUAAACACGAUCCGCCACGUGACGCAGAUACUGAACAAAGCUGGCAAGCAAAUAGCUAUCCUAAAUGGUUUUACAUACUACUGUGCUGCUAUGGGUACGUCCACAGUCGCCUGGAGGUGUACCCGAGGGAAGACCUGCAAGGCUCGAUUCUACAUUGGGUCUAUAAAAGUUCUGGAACUAAAUUGGCGGUGAUUGAAGGUUUUACAUUCUAUUGUGCUAUAAAGAAUAAAAUGACAAGCGCCUGGAGAUGCACUAAAGGUGGUAAUUGUAAGGCAAAGUUCACCCUACACACAGACACUCAGGACAUCAUGAGACCAGACCUACGUCAUGAUCACUCUCCCCCCACCUUCAUCAUUAAAGACGGAGUUUACUUGAAAAUCUAA
This is a messenger RNA of Danaus chrysippus (African queen), 1434 nucleotides long. The record is from the annotation of a GenBank genome assembly. Lineage: Eukaryota; Metazoa; Arthropoda; Insecta; Lepidoptera; Nymphalidae.